GUGACUUUUGUUGCUGCUGCGUGCUGUCUAGUUCAGCCGUCUGUCACCGUUCAAAAUGAGUUUGUUCCUACUCAAACUGUCCUCUAAGAAAGACAUAGAUGAAGCCAUUAAGACGGUGGCGGAGAAAGUCUUGGUUUUGAGGUUUGGUAGGGACGACGAUUUCGUGUGCCUUCAGUUGGAUGAAAUACUGUCUAAAACUGCCCACGACUUGAGUAACAUGGCAUCCAUUUAUAUCGUGGACGUGGACAAAGCUCCGAUUUAUACCAGAUAUUUUGACAUCAGCUUCAUCCCAUCUACAGUGUUCUUUUUCAACGGACAACACAUGAAAGUGGAUUAUGGCUCACCAGAUCACACAAAGUUUGUCGGGAGCUUCAAAACAAAGCAAGACUUCAUGGAUCUAAUUGAGGUGAUAUACAGAGGAGCCAUGAGAGGGAAGAUGAUCGUCCAGAGCCCUAUUGACCCUCAAAACAUUCCGAAAUAUGAUCUUCUUUACCAUGGAAUCUGAAGUGAAAGAGUUCCUUUCUUUUGUAAUUCUGGACACAUAUUUUUCACCCAAUGCUUUGUGUAUUUGGUUCAUCAUUGACCUUAAAAAGGAUAAAAGCAGCUGUUUCUUAACAACAAAAUUAUGUACAGUAUAAGUGCUAGACCUAUUAGGUACUGACCUAAUAUUGACCUUGACUCAUUGUGUGUGUCAGUACAACAAAUAUAAAUGAAAUGUGAAUUUGAAGUUUAAAAAAAAGUCUUGAGCAACCUUUGGUUUAAAUGAUGGGACAUCAACAUGGCAUUGUAUACAAGUCUGGAGUAAAUGAGACGACAGAUUGUAUAGGUUUGAGUUGGAUUUUGUUUUAUCUGAUUGAUCUUGAAUGUGUGAAUGAAAGUGUUUUCUGUAUCAUUGGUUGUAACGCACACUUUUGAAUUGCCAUGUUUCCGAUGGAAAAUUGUUUUAGUCUGCAGACAAAUGUUUUGUUUGCGCUGUAAAAUAUAAAAUCAUGGUUGAUAUUAAAUAAAAUGUUGAAAAUAC
Molecule: messenger RNA, 1021 nt
Organism: Synchiropus splendidus (mandarinfish)
Lineage: Eukaryota; Metazoa; Chordata; Actinopteri; Syngnathiformes; Callionymidae
Gene: txnl4b
Product: thioredoxin-like 4B
Exons: 3
Coding region: 56-505 (149 amino acids)
Biological process (GO): mRNA splicing, via spliceosome
Cellular component (GO): U4/U6 x U5 tri-snRNP complex; spliceosomal complex; U5 snRNP
Source: RefSeq, a predicted model, not a curated record